AUGAGAAUACUUCACGCCGUCACUGCAAUCGAGGACUAUGGUAAUACUACAAUUAGGGAUAAUUGAGACAACAUCGAAUAUCGUAAUCUAAGUAAUUUUUGAUUUUGAUUCCGGUAAUUGACUAUGUUAUAAUGAUAAGUGAUUGUUUAUUUUAUAACGUGUUUUAAGUUUUUACCUUUGAAUUCUAAACAAUGUUUCGUAAUAAUAAUUUAAAAAAUAAUAUUAAUAUUUGUAUUGUGUUUUUAUCACGGCCCUUUAUCAAUAUACAGUAUUAACUGUAGGGUGUCGAGUACCGAAUUCUAAAUGUUUUGUAUCGCCCAUCUCUAAAUACAAUAAUGCUAAUAUACUAUUAUAGGUGCUACAAAUACAACACUACAUUACUUACAAAACAACGGUGUCAUUUCGCCGUACGAGUACACGGUAUGGGCAGGGUUUAAAUUUGAAACUCCCGUGCAAAAAGCGCAUCCUUGGUAAUAGUAUAUUAGGUGUAUAUAACUUCAUGCAUGUACAAAAUUUCACCCCUCCCCCCCGGGUUUUAUUUGGAGGAUCUGUAGGAGUGUUUAAAGCUAAAAACACCGCCCGUAACCACGUGGUAAAAUUCGUAUAAAAUACAAACAGAAUUUUUUUUUAUAGUUUAUGCAUAAACAAAAAAUAUAUAUUCUGUAUAUAUAGUAUAGGCAUACGUACACUAUCAACAUGAAAUAAUAAAAUACAGUUAAUUUUUCAUACCUUAACAAGUUUGAAUAUAUAGUUUGUACAUUGGGGAGGUCAUGUUUUUAUUUUUCUUGCGAUUUUCUAAAUUGGAAAAAAAAACGUACCUAUAGGAAAAACCUACGGUGGAAAUGAUUUCAUGUUUCAAUUUUGUUUGUCUACCAAAAGUCGUGUUCCAAAUUUCAAGAGUACCUAACAUAUUUUCUGAAGGAAAAUUUUGCCUAGUCAGUGCAUAAAAAGGUUGCGUUUUUCUUUUUCUUGUAGUCAUCUUAAUAAUUGGAAAAAAAUAAAAAACUUAGGAAAAACGAGAAAGUUUACGAAAGAACGCGUAUUAUGACUUAUAUAAGUCUAGCGCUUGAUGGGAGGAGGAGUAUGGAGAAAUCGACCUUGUAAAACGUUUGCAUUCCCUUAUAUAAACGGCACCCCUGCAUCCGUCCGAAAUAUUUAGCGUUAGAGUAUGAAAAACGUAUCGCCGGCAGCGUGUAUAACACGUUUAUAGGAAAUGCGUGUUAUUCGAGAAUAAAUUAUACGAGACGUGUAAUUAUAGUAAUUCACAAGUAAAAAAGGCUAACACUUCUGAUGGGUGUGCCACUGUUUUGGGCAGGAGGUUGAAAGGGGGGGGGACAUCUAAAUAGUAAUUUCAUUUAUAUGAGCCGUAUGCGGCGAUAAACCAUUAAAAACGAACAGCACGAUUCUGAGUAGAGCGUAAAACAAUAAGCCGUACGUAUGUUUUCCUUGUCGCCAAUAUGUGACCUUGUCAAGAUCAACAAAAAUUAUACGGAAAAUCGCCAGUUUUUUCAGUUUAAUAUAAAAAAAAAAAAAAAAAAAAAUGCAAGAAAAAUCAUAAUAACCUUCAGCGCGUAAACUAGAUUACGAAUUCUACAAGAAAGUCUCUAUGGCGUUUUCGAUUGGAGAAAUAUUUCCGUUAGAAAACGCGAAAUAAAGCACAAAUUGCAGUGAAACCGACGCGUUUCGUCGCUAUGCUCAGAAUUUAAAAAAGAAAAAAAUACAAAAUUAUUGCUCUGUUUGCAGGCGUUUUCCGGAAGAAAAUCGCGUCCGCGUCGGCGGCGUACACGCUGUGCUCGGGCGUGGCGUUCGGCUACGGCACCGUGACGGCAGCCAAGGCGCUGUUCCUGCGGCCGCCGCCGGUCCCCGUCACCGACUUCAAUCGCGCGCUCUUGUCGUUCGCCGGUGCAGCGUUCUUAGCGCCGUCGCUGAUCGUGCCGGCCGUCAUGUGGUUCGAGACGGACAAGCUCCAGGCGUACCUGCAGGAGUGGCAACGUUUCCAAGUAGGCCGCCCGCCGCCCGAAUAA
Molecule: messenger RNA, 2024 nt
Organism: Cinara cedri
Lineage: Eukaryota; Metazoa; Arthropoda; Insecta; Hemiptera; Aphididae
Source: the annotation of a GenBank genome assembly